AACCAGGAUUUCUUGAUUUACUUGGAAGACCUGAGGAACAGCACAGGUCAUUUCUUGCUCUCUGAGAGGGACUUCCACUGCCAUAGACACUUGGGUCCUCUGAGAAGUCUCCAGAAGGGCUUGUCCGUUGUAUACCUGUGAUGAGCAAGGCCUUGGGCUGGGCCUCAGCUUCACCCUGGUGAACAAAACUCCAUUCCAGCCCUCAAGGUGCUCACACACAGUAGGAAGAUGAGUGAACAACGGUGGGUCUCCCUCACUCCGGAAGAAUUUGACCAACUCCAGAAAUAUUCAGAAUAUUCCUCCAAGAAGAUCAAGGAUGUCUUGACUGAAUUUAAUGAGGGAGGGAGCCUCAAAAAGUAUGACACACAUGAGCCAGUUAGCUACGAUGUCUUCAAGCUGUUCAUGAGAGCAUACCUGGAGGUGGACCUUCCUCAGCCACUGAGCACGCACCUCUUCCUAGCCUUCAGCCAGAAGCCCAGACAGGAGACCCCUCACCACCCAAGGGAGGGGACCAGCCACAGUGAGGUCAAUGGCCCAGAUUCCAAUACACAGAAUGCAGACAAUGCUGCCAAAGCAGACGAGGCCUGUGCCCCUGAUACGGAAUCAAAGAUGACCGAGAAGCAAGUCCCAACGAAAGACCCAAUGGCCACGACCCCACUGGGAGUACCAGCUGCUCAGCCUCCAGGCUCACAAUCCCCCAUAGUGUACCUGAAGGAUGUCGUGUGUUAUCUGUCCCUGCUGGAGACCGGGAGGCCUCAGGAUAAGCUCGAAUUCAUGUUCCGUCUCUAUGAUUCGGACGAGAACGGUCUCCUGGACCAAGCGGAGAUGGAUCGCAUUGUCAACCAAAUGCUGCACAUUGCCCAGUACCUGGAAUGGGAUCCCACGGAGCUAAGACCUAUCUUGAAGGAGAUGUUGCAAGGGAUGGACUAUGACCAGGACGGCUUUGUGUCUCUAAAGGAAUGGGUCCACGGAGGAAUGACCACCAUCCCAUUGCUGGUCCUCCUGGGGAUGGAUGACUCUGGCUCCAAGGGGGACGGGAGACAUGCCUGGACCAUGAAGCAUUUCAAGAAACCUACCUACUGCAACUUCUGCCACGUCAUGCUGAUGGGCGUGCGGAAGCAAGGCCUGUGCUGCAUUUACUGUAAAUAUACUGUCCACGAACGCUGUGUAUCCAAAAACAUCCCUGGGUGUGUCAAAACGUUCUCAAAAACUAAAAGGAGCGGGGAGGUGAUGCAGCACGCGUGGGUGGAAGGGAACUCCUCCGUCAAGUGUGACCGGUGCCACAAAAGUAUCAAGUGCUACCAGAGUGUCACCGCGCGGCACUGCGUGUGGUGCCGGAUGACGUUUCACCGCAAAUGUGAGUUGUCCGCAUUGUGUGAUGGCGGGGAACUCAGAGACCAUAUUUUGCUGCCUACUGCCAUAUGCCCUGUCACCCGGGACAGGCAAGGCGGGAAGUCUGAUGGCAACACCUCAGCCAAAGGCGAAAUUGUAAUGCAGUAUAAGAUCAUCCCCACCCCAGGGACCCAUCCCCUGCUGGUCUUGGUGAACCCCAAGAGUGGAGGGAGACAAGGAGAAAGAAUUCUUCGGAAAUUCCAUUAUCUGCUCAACCCCAAACAAGUUUUCAACCUGGACAGUGGGGGGCCUACUCCAGGAUUGAACUUUUUCCGUGAUACCCCAGACUUCCGUGUCCUGGCCUGUGGAGGAGAUGGGACUGUGGGCUGGAUUUUGGAUUGCAUUGAUAAGGCUAACUUCGCAAAGCAUCCACCGGUGGCUGUCCUGCCUCUUGGAACAGGAAAUGACCUUGCCCGCUGUCUCCGCUGGGGAGGAGGAUACGAGGGGGGCAGCUUGACAAAAAUCCUGAAGGACAUCGAACAGAGCCCUUUGGUCAUGUUGGACCGCUGGCAUCUGGAAGUCAUCCCCAGAGAGGAGGUGGAGAAUGGGGACCAGAUCCCAUACAACAUCAUGAACAACUAUUUCUCCAUUGGCGUGGAUGCUUCAAUUGCACACAGAUUCCACCUGAUGAGAGAGAAACAUCCUGAAAAGUUCAACAGCAGGAUGAAGAACAAGCUGUGGUACUUUGAGUUCGGCACCUCGGAGACUUUUGCUGCCACCUGCAAGAAACUCCAUGACCACAUAGAGCUGGAGUGUGACGGGGUUGGAGUGGACUUAAGCAACAUCUUCCUUGAAGGCAUUGCCAUUCUCAACAUUCCCAGCAUGUACGGAGGCACCAACCUCUGGGGAGAAACUAAGAAGAACCGGGCUGUGAUCCGGGAAAGCAGGAAGGUCAUCACCGACCCCAAGGAACUGAAAUUCUGUGUCCAAGACCUCAGCGACCAGCUCCUUGAAGUGGUGGGGCUGGAGGGAGCCAUGGAGAUGGGGCAGAUCUAUACUGGCCUGAAGAGUGCAGGCAGGAGGCUGGCCCAGUGCUCCUCCGUCAUCAUCAGGACUAACAAGCUGCUGCCGAUGCAAGUGGAUGGAGAGCCCUGGAUGCAGCCACCUUGCAUGAUUAAAAUUACCCACAAGAACCAAGCGCCCAUGAUGAUGGGGCCGCCCCAGAAGAGCAGCUUCUUUUCACUGAGGAGGAAGAGCCGUUCAAAAGACUAGACAAUGUACCAAACGCCAGAGAAACCAAGAGAGAAAACCAGAAACUGUAACUACACACUCACACAUGUUUACACUCACACCCACACACACACACUCCUCUCUAGCCAGUGGGGCAGAGCCACCCUUCAGGAAGAAAACCUUCUCCUUGCCACACAUUCUCUCUCUCUCUCAAUAAUGGAUACACCCCUGACAGAGCCAAUGCCCAAAGAAGAUUCUGAAUGGACUUGGAGCCCACCAGGGUCUGGUUGGCUUAUACAGCAACUUCCACAUUCCCAGAAGGCCUUGAGUAGGACUUUCUGAGACUGAAGGAGAAAUCCCCCUUUCUUUCCACCGGCCAUGCAAAUUUUGUCGUGGACGCUCACAAGGAGCAGUUUCCUGCCCACAGUGAAAUCGGAUGUGGCCAAGGAAAGGCACGCCCAUUUUAGAGAACUUGCACAAAGGUCCCUCUGUAUAGAGAUAAAACGGCCUCCAACGCUCGGAGCAUAAUCCUUAGCGGCACCCAGCGAACACCCCAUUGCUUUCUCAGUUGUCUUUUGAGUGACAACUUCUCCCUCAACUUGCUGAGGAGGCAGAAAGGCUGUGGAAAGCUGUUUCCAUUCUUGGUUCUUUCGCUGUCCGUGGGCACUUGCUAUUUUCCUGAAGCCUCCCUCCUGGUGGUGGUGUGUUUGUUUAGACACGGCUCCAAGAGCUCCAGAGCGGCCUGCACAGCACACCUUAGAUGUGGGAUUUAUUUUCUUAGUUCUGUGAACACCUGGGAGGGGAAGCAGAGAAACUGGGAUUUAUUUUUCAAAUUGGUUCAUAAUAUUAUGUAAAAAGGAAAGGAAAAAAAAAAAAAAAACCACCCCCAGCUUCUUUCUUUUUCAAGCCAAAGUGUGUUUCCUGUUUGAGUUCCAAGCCCUGGUGGCAAACUAUUCCUGAAGGCAGAGAAGAUGGGCUCGAAGGGACUUUUACUGGGAAGACCAGGAGACAAAUGAUCCAGCAGUUCCCUUUUGCUUCUGGGCACCCACCACUCCCAGAGUAUGACCUGAAAGCCCUUCUGAUGGUUUUAUGUGUGUAUGUGUAUGUAUGUAGCAUAUAUAUUUAUAUAUAUAUACAUAUAAAUAUUUAUUUACAGAUGGACUUUAUCUGAUUGAAAAAAAAAAUGUAUCAGAACAGGAAAUGUGAAAGAAAAAGGAGGUUCUUACUUUUCCAUUCCAUUAUUUCAUUGUCAAGACCCACUUCCUGUUAGUGAUCAUAAGCCUUCAGGGAAAUGAAAGUAGCUCCUUAUCAUGAAGAGACUGAGAUCUCCUAAUUCUGGAUCCUCAGAACCACCAUAAAAGGACGUCGUAGGCAGGAGCCACUCUCCCAUUUGUCAGAUAAAGAAACUGAGUCUCAGAAAAGAGACCUGUCCAUGGUAUCUUGGCUAAUGUGGCUUGGAAAUAGGUGCCACUAAGAAGAUAUUUAAUAAAGAUAAGAACUCAGACAUCUUGGAAUGGGGUCAUAUCUGGUCGCUGAGAGGUGAUUCCAUUUGGAUCCAGGUUGCCAAGGAAGAAGAAAUGAGCAGCACCUGUGUGGACGGACAGGACAGGCCCACAUGAGAACACAAGGGCCUCUCCAUGCUUUCCUGAAGUUCUCUGCCUUGAACUGGCAAGAAGUUGGUCAGUGGUUGAAGGCACUAGACAGAACAUCACACUGAACUCUCCACAUGCCACCUUUAUCACAGUCAACAUAGUCUCUUAGUCUGAAAAACAUCCCUGGCUGCAGGAUGGCCUCAGUGGAGAGUCACAAGGAAGACGGAGACACCUGCAAAGUGCUGCUGGCCAGGACAGAGGGGUCUUGGCAGAGCUCAGUGGGUUCCAGCUGGCACCAGCAUUACCCUCCUUUCCCAAGGGCAAGUCUGCCCAGAGAGUUGUUGGUAGAAAGAAACAUUUACCUCAGCCCCUUUGUUUACUUGGGCCUCCAUACCCCUCAGAGAUUUCUCAAGAGGAAACCUGGGCCCACUUGAGGUCACUCUACUGAGCUGACUCUAACGCCUUGCAUUAGGUCGGGAACUUUCAACAAGGAAGGGAAAAUUAAGAUGUGUGUACAAAUUGAGACUAACUCUGAAGGAAGCAGUCAUCCUUCCAACAUCUAGGACCAUCCUGAUGGACCUACAGUGCAGAACACUGGGCGGGGGGAAAGUCAGGCCACAUGAAGAAUAUCUUUAAUGAUGGGAUCCUUGGCAAUGGGACCAACAAGCUCCAGAGUGACAUCAGGUACUGUCUUGGAAGCCACUUGAUUCUGAAACCGAGGCAGGUUUGGGCUUGGGGUUACUGAUUCUAUGACAUUUACAGAAGUUUUUGUGUGUGUUUCAGCCCUGAUCCCUCAAGAUUGAGGCUGUUGAGACAUGGCGCUAUCAACAAAUCUCAUGAAGGGGCUGGUGUAGAGUCUGGCCUUUACCCCACUCUACCCUAGUGCUCAGGACUUGCCAUGUUGCUUGAGGUACAUGUCCCAAGUCCCCCUUAGAGCCACAGAGUAUAACAAACUUCAGUAGAAUUGUGCAUCCUGUUUGUCAGUCAUCACAAUCUUGUGUUGUUGCUCAAUCUUUCCUUGCAAUCCUUUAAACCCUGUGACUGUGAUUUCUUAUGUGGAGAUUUCUAAUUGUAUCGUAUUGAUUCAGCAUCCUCUAAGGUAGGCAGAGAAGGUAUUGUUAUUGUUAUCUUAGUAAUGAGGAAAAUGAGGCUUCAUGAGGUUUAGUGACUCCUCAAAGGCGCACAGUUAGGCAAUCAAGAGAGAACCCAGCCCCUAACUCUUCUUCUUAUUCUGACUUGGAAAGUGCCACAGACAUGUUCUCACCUGCCGCCACACUCCUACCCACUAGCAAUAAAAAGAAUGAAACAGGAAUUCUUCAAUACGUUGUAUUAUCCCUGGACGAAUGGGCUAGAAGUUGCAUCUUGCUAUGGCGUGGUCUUUGUUGGGUAACCCCAGUGAGUUGAGACUAGAGAUAAUCCCAUUACCAAACCCAUUGCUGUCCAGUCAGUUCUGACUCAGUGCGACCUUACAGGACAGAGUAGAACUGCCUCAUAGGGUUUCCAAAGAGCGGCUGGUGGAUUCCAACUGCCACCCUUUUAGGUUAGCAGCCAAGCUCUUAACCACUACACCACCAGGGCUCCAAGAAUAGAGAUCAAGUAUGAUUACAUUUCAGUUCAGAGACCAGCUCUUCUCAAGAGAGUUCUUUCCACAGAUGGAAAAGAUGCAUUAAAAUUGCCAAAUACCUUAGGAAAUACUUGGCAGAAUCUGGAAGAGGCUCCAGACUGGUAUUACAUAACACACAUAUACAUUAUACAUAUGCACAUUAUAUAAGGUGACAUAGUACUUAAUGUGCUGUAUAUAUUAUGUAAAUUACAUAUUUGUGAGUAAUCAUGAUAAAUAUAGAGAGUCACUAAUCAGUCUUUUACACAUACUCAGUGACAGAUUAGGAAGUUACUUUGCCAAAGAGUCUUAAAACUUACUCUCUCCUGCUGCUUUGGCUCCAACUCCUGCCAAAAAUUAUUGCAUCAACUUUUCCUAUCUCUAGCCCCCUCUCUUCUUGGCUGAAACCCUCAGUUACCUCCCAUCCCAGCUAGGCUGUGCCUUCCAUGGAAUGCUACCACGAUUGGGAUCCACAAAAAUAGAAUCAUGGGGAUGGAAAGGAUCUAGGCUCCCAGAUUACCUGUAUUACAGGCUUGCACCUCAAUACUCCCAGGCAGGUGAGUGCCUAAUGCUAAUAUUAAAGGGAGUGAGAGAUAGAGGAAGGGAAAGAAUGAGAAACAGAGCGAGGAAGAGUCUACCAAUUCUCCAAGAAAGGGAAUUCCACAGUCUUCCUUGACCACCAGUUCCAGGGUCCAACAAAAAUUAGGAAGUUAUUUCAAACAUCUAAUCUAAGUCCCCACAGCACAAACUGUAAGUUCCUGAAAUGUGUUCUACCAAGCACUAAUAUCCAUGAAAAAAGGGUUCUGUGAUCAAGUACUAGAUCGCCUUCUAGGAGAUACAUACAGAAGCUUAACUCUGAUAACUAACUGCAAAGAAACAUUGUUCUUUUUAGUUGCCCUUGAGUCAGCGCCAACAGAUGGUAGCCUUAUGUGUAACAGAAUGAAACGUUGCCUGGUCCUGCGCCAUCUUCACGAUCAUUGGUAUGCUAGCCUAUUAUUGUGGCUAUUAUGUAUAUUGAGUGCCUUCCAAUCUAGGGAGCUCAUCUUCCAGCACUGUAUCAGGGUGUCCACAAGGUUUUCAUUGACUAAUUUUUGGAAGUAGAUUGUCCGGCCUUUCUUCCUAGUCUGUCUUAGUCUGGAAGCUCUACUGAAACCUGUCUACAAUGGGUGAUCCUGCCAGUAUUUGAAAUACCAGGGGCAUAGCUUCCAGCAUCAUAGCAACACAUAAGCCACCAGAGUACAACAAGCUGACAGACUUUUAUUUAUCUCUUAACAUCUGUUAGGUUAGAAAACUCUACCUUAAGCCCACCAUAAGAAUCCCUGGGUGGUGCAAAUGGUUAAGCACUAGACUACUAGCUGAAAGAUUAGCAGAGGCACCUCAGAAGACCAGCCUGGAGAUCUGCUUCCGAAAGGUCACAGUCUUGAAAGCCCUAUGGAGCACAGUUCUCUGCACACCUGCGUUUGCCAUGAGUCAGAAUUGACUCUGCAGCAACAAACAACAACAACAAGCCCACCAUUUUAUUCUUCGUGGAGAUGGGAACAUGCAGGUAACCAUCCUCUGCAAUCGUGUUCCACAAAGUACUUUUCUAGGACAAGGAGUCUCCAUUCUUAAAACAUACUUUUUAAUUUUUUUCUAUGACACUGUUUGACUACUUUCAUUGUUCUGCUCUGAAUAUCUUCAAGAAAGGUUCAAGGAUCUGGGCUCUUUGUUCCCUGAGUGGGCAAGGGAGAGGCUUGGAAAAGGGAAAAAUGGUGGGGAAUACACGGGACCUGCCAGGGUCAGACUUGGUCUGUGGAGCUCUAGAACCAGUUCUAAACAGCACAGUUGUAGAGGGGUAGUUUUUUGUUUUGUUUUUCCAUUGAAUUGCUGCUCUUGGAGCUGGCCUAAUCUGAGAGUUGCUGUCUUGUGGGGCAAUAAACCUCCCACCUGCUCUUAUAGAAAAAUCCUUGACCUGCUGGGUGGGUAACAAGCAGCCAAAAAAGUAUUGAAACUGUAUUUGUAGGCAUCAGUGUUAAAUAGGUCUGUCACUUGAUUUCAAACAGCAUACCUCGGUGUCCCUUGUUUUCUGAAGAGUGAAAAACAAGUCCCUGAGUGAUAGAUCAGACUUAUAUAUGGCAGGACUGACCUGACCCACCAACAACCCUAAGCAGCCUUAAGGCAAGUUGGUGGUGAUGAUGAUCUGUCAGCUCUAAGUUAUAGCUCUGAAUGAGUUACAGCAUUAAAGCCAGAAGGGAAUUUGCAUUUUUAAUGGGGUCCAUAUUAGCUGUCUGGAACUCUUCUCCUAGUGACAAAUGUCAGACCUGCAUCAGACUUGCAAUAGCAAGGGGAAAAAAAAACUCAUAUCUUAAAUACCAAUCAAGUUUUGGAUAAAACAAGACAGCAGGAUUAUAUAGACUUUACAUGGGGCUAUUCUUUUUAGCUCAGCUUGACAUUCCGCCAUAUUGGAGUGUAUCUUCAACUUCCUACUACAGAGAGAAAGCCAGAAAUGAAGCUAGGAAAGGGAAUUCCCAUUUGUUGCUUACUAGGUACCAAACAUAGCAUCAAGGUCAUUUCACAUGCUAUCCCAUUUAAUCUUCAAAACAGCCCUAUGAUAUGGGCAUUUCACAGAUAAGGGAACUGGUACAUAGAAAGGUGAAAUAAUUUGUCCGAGGUCAAACAGAUGGCAAGCAGUAGAGCUAGAACUUGACAUGGAUCUGUCUUACAUCAACAAUUAUGUUUUUUCCAGUGUAUUUUAGUGCUCUAAUAUUCUUAUCUAAUUAUUUCCAACUCUACUACCAUGUCGGGUGAUGCGUGGCAUUAACAAAUUGAUCUAUCUGGUCAGCUUCUACAGAGCCUUGUAGUCAUGUUCCUCCAAAGAACUUCCAUUACUUGGUCAUAUUUAAACUCAACAGCCUUCAUGGACAGCUGGAUCCCAAAACCUCACCCUUGCAAUCAAGUUGGUAGCCAUCCCUUAAUCCUGAAUGUCUUCAAGUUCUAUCUGAAUGGCACUCAUUUCCAAGGACCUACCUAAUAUCCAUUCUUUUCAUCUCUAUGAGUGGGAGAGCAACAGACAGCCUUCUCAGACUUAAAUGCCAUGGUCAACAGCGACUGGCCUACCGGGAAGGACGGCUGGGUUUGUUGAAAGGUGCCUCAGACAAGGAGGCUCUGCAUGUGAUCCUCAUUAGUGAUAGGCGUGGGCUGGGCCAUCUGUGUUCUGCAGGAGAACAGAAUGGCAGGCUGCCUUUCAGAUGCCAAGAGAUGCUAUCUAAUGGGCAGAUCCAGAAAGCUCAAAACACAGAGAGGCGUCUUUCCUCAUGGGCAUCUCUGUAGGAAACCAGGGAUACAGGAAACCAAGAGGUUUUGGAAAUUAACUGCUGAACUUGCUGGGCAUUCAACCCUUGCUACUAUUUCAUCCUUCGUGACCAUGGUGCAGGACAGUAAGCAGAGUCCGUCAGCCUUGUCUGCUAACUCCCUCAGAUGGAGCCCAUGAUGGACUCAUAUUGUCCUGAAGUCUGUGUAUACGAUAGCAGGUACGUUCUAGCAAUGCACCAGCGUUUGAAAGUAAGCCUUUCAUCUACUAAAAGUCAGGGCACAUUGCAGGUAGGAGAGACCAUUUACUUGGAUGCUCAAUGCAGAUUCUAGAGAUAUGAUCAGAAAAUAGGGAAGAAUGCUGUAAAUGGGUCAAAUUAGGAAAACGCUAUUUGAAAGCAGAGAGGAUAACACCUAACCCAGUACCAAGCUUGUAGUGGACCAAUGAGUAUUUGCUAAAUGAAUAAAUGAAUGAAUCGCUAAA
This is a messenger RNA of Loxodonta africana (African savanna elephant), 9526 nucleotides long. RefSeq names its product diacylglycerol kinase gamma (gene DGKG). Gene Ontology annotation, cellular component: plasma membrane. NCBI's taxonomy places the organism in Eukaryota, Metazoa, Chordata, Mammalia, Proboscidea, Elephantidae. The coding region runs from base 229 to 2604 and encodes 791 amino acids. The transcript is spliced from 24 exons. Gene Ontology annotation, molecular function: ATP-dependent diacylglycerol kinase activity; calcium ion binding. The record is from RefSeq and is a predicted model, not a curated record. Gene Ontology annotation, biological process: lipid phosphorylation; intracellular signal transduction; diacylglycerol metabolic process.